This is a messenger RNA of Penicillium roqueforti, 819 nucleotides long. Its product is annotated as TMEM199/VMA12 family protein. NCBI's taxonomy places the organism in Eukaryota, Fungi, Ascomycota, Eurotiomycetes, Eurotiales, Aspergillaceae. The transcript is spliced from 2 exons. The record is from RefSeq and is a predicted model, not a curated record. Gene Ontology annotation, biological process: vacuolar proton-transporting V-type ATPase complex assembly. The coding region runs from base 1 to 819 and encodes 272 amino acids. Gene Ontology annotation, cellular component: endomembrane system.
AUGGUCCUCCUUCUUACGACAGAUCGCAUCCUCGCCGCGUUCGAAGCUAUUCCAGCUUCGCGCCACGAGGAGCUAGACUUGCCUACCACGCUGGAAGCACAAGGCCCAAUAGCCCACGAACAACUGAUCCGGCUCGCCAGAUACCUCCAAAACGACCCAGAAUACAAAGAGCAGGCCUCUCACAUCCCAACCGUCCUCAGUUCCCUCCUCCGCGGCACGAAAGUCUACGUCCCUCCGCCGCCAAAGAAGCCAGAGCCUAGCGCCGAAUACCUCGCAUCAAAAGCACGCCUCAUCGCAGCAACUGAACAAGAAUCCUACAACCGACUCUUAAACCCAAACUACCGACCAAACGCUGACCACGCGGAUCCGCACGCAUCGCCCUACACGAGCGACGGCCGAGUAGAAGAAGAUACGCUGACGGUCUCACUGGUUUCGAGUGUCUUCAUCUCGGUGGUGGUGACCGGGUUCGGCGUGUACGCGGCGCUCACGAAGUUCCCGACGCCGGAGAUAGUGGCGAGCGAGGCGGUUAAGGUUCUUCUCGGGUUGUUUUCGGCGCUGAGUGUUGCCGUUGCAGAGGCGUUCUUGUACUGGACAUAUCUUGAAAAGGUGGAUCGGGCGAGGGUUAAAGAGAGGGCGGUUAAGGAGAGGAAGGUUGUUAUUGGGCCGGUUGGAGAGGAGGAUAGUGCGGAUGAGGCUGUUGAGGUUGGGACGGAGAAGGAGGAAAUUUGGGGGAAGGGGGUUAAUGGGGGUGUUAGGAGGAGGGUUAGGGAGAAGUGGGAGAAGGGGAGGGAUGGGAAGAAGGAUGUUGGGAGUCUUUGA